This is a messenger RNA of Vanessa atalanta (red admiral), 3255 nucleotides long. Its product is annotated as neuroligin-1-like. Gene Ontology annotation, biological process: presynaptic membrane assembly; neuron cell-cell adhesion; postsynaptic membrane assembly. The transcript has 15 exons. The coding region runs from base 380 to 3169 and encodes 929 amino acids. Gene Ontology annotation, cellular component: postsynaptic membrane; synapse; cell surface. Gene Ontology annotation, molecular function: neurexin family protein binding; signaling receptor activity. Lineage: Eukaryota; Metazoa; Arthropoda; Insecta; Lepidoptera; Nymphalidae. The record is from RefSeq and is a predicted model, not a curated record.
AUGACUAAAAUGUUAAAGUGUAUAAUUUUCAUUUCGAGUGAUCGUGCUAGUGACUGAAAAAGACGUCUGAAGGCUCGCUUACGAGUUCACGGCUCGUUAAUUCAGAGUGAAUUCGAAAAAAGAGGUUUUCGCUUGCGCUCGCUCAGCGGUGAUAAAAUUUAUGACGAACGAUUAAACUAAUGCUCCGCAUUAUAUCAUAUGACGUUAUUGAGACGGAAACAUGAUUUGGUGGCCCCGAGCACGCGAGAAAGGUGUCUUAGGAUGAGCUGGUGGCGUAUGGGGCGGUGUGCGUGCGCAGAACGGCGGGCCGCGUGAUGCGCGGGAGCGCGCGCGUAGCCGGCGGCGCGACGCCCGCGCCCGCGCCCGCGCCGUGCGCGUGAUGCGCGCGGACCUUGCCGCGCUCUACGCGUGGCUCGUCUGUUGCGCAGCCGCUCUGUCUACGCAUAAAUACAGCACGCGUGUGAUUCGUACCAAGUACGGACCAUUGCGUGGGAUCGUGGUGCAUUCGCACCCUCAAGUGGAGGCGUACCUUGGUGUUCCUUACGCGACUCCACCCCUCGGAAGUCUUAGAUACAUGCCGCCUGUGACACCAUCACAGUGGCGUACGACUCGACUGGCGGACGCGUUAGGAUCCGCGUGUCCGCAAGUGCCUCCUGCGACCGUACCGCGUGAAGAAGCAUUGCUCUUAUAUCCGCGUGCUCGUAUUCGUCAACUCGAAAGAUUAUUGCCCAUGCUUGUGAACCAGAGCGAGGAUUGUCUCUACGUUAACCUCUAUGUGCCUGUUAACGGUUUAGAGGGGGAGAGCGAGGGAGCAGGUCUGCCGUGCCUUGUGUUUGUGCACGGGGAGUCUUACGAGUGGAGCUCGGGUAAUGCAUACGACGGCACUACGCUCGCGGCACAUGGAAACAUCAUUGUAGUUACUAUCAACUUUAGACUAGGCGUACUUGGUUUUCUCAAGACUGGAGCUAAAGGAUCUGCACAGGGUAAUUUCGGGCUAAUGGAUCUCGUGGCUGGGUUACACUGGUUGCGAGAAAAUUUACCAGCUUUUGGAGGAAAUCCUGAAAAAGUUACUCUCAUGGGACACGGCACUGGAGCAGCGCUUGCCAAUUUUCUAGCGGUUUCUCCCGUUGCCAGAGAACUACUGAAGCGCGUCGUCUUGUUAAGCGGGUCGGGGCUUAGCUCAUGGGCGUUGCAGAGGGAACCGCUCACGAUAAAAAGAAAGGUAGCGGAGCAGACCGGAUGUCAUGGGGAUUUACUUGAAGACGAUUUGGCGCCAUGUCUACGCAACAAGCCGCUCGCCGAGCUGCUGGCCAUUCGGCUCGACCCGCCCCGCUUUUUACCUGGAUUUGCGCCAUUUGUAGACGGGACUGUUAUCGUGAAUCCCUCUUCCGCACCUCCGCCGAGUGACAAUUCUCGACUUGGCGCGGGUGCGGCUGCCGUGGCGAGCGCAGCGGGACACGAGCUUGCCGACUUUCCGCACAGGGAGCUAUUGUUCGGUCUGACCACAACAGAAUCUUACUUGGAAUUCAAUGCUCAAGACUUGGAGUUUGGCUUCAACGAGACUCGGCGGGACCGCAUUCUGCGCACCUUCGUCCGUAACGCCUACUACUACCACCUCAAUGAGAUUUAUUCCACCCUAAAGAACGAGUACACGGACUGGGACAAACCUGUGCAGAAUCCGCUUAGUGUACGAGACGCUACGCUAGAGGUUCUAAGCGACGGCCGGACCGCAGCUCCCUUGAUUAGACUCGGCUACCUCCAUGCACUGCGCGGCGGUGUAACGUAUUUCACACAUUUUCACCAUCUCUCGCAGGAUAAAGACUACCCGCAGCGUCCAGGCUCUGUUCACGGCGAGGAGCUUCCGUAUUACCUUGGCAUGCCACUAUCACUGUCACACCACCAGCAGAACUUUACGCAGAUUGAACAAAGACUGUCUAAGCUGUGCAUGCACUACCUCGCAAAUUUCGUUAAAUAUGGCAAUCCAAAUGAUCCCUCUGCAACACCGCCGCCGAGCCCCGUGAUGGGGGAAUCGGUUCCACUCGGACCCGACCAGACUCCCUACUGGGAUACCUACGACACUAUUAACCAACUUUAUAUGGAAAUCAGCGGCAAGUCGGAGAUGAGAAGUCACUAUCGUGGUCACAAAAUGUCAUUGUGGUUGUCCCUAAUACCGCAACUGCAUCGCCCCGGAUCAGAUCUGCCAGAUGCCGCUAUGAGACAUCAUCACUUUCAAGACGAUAACGCCAAUUAUUAUGAAGGUGCAGUAAGAACGCAAUCACUUUCGCGCGCACAUGUACCGCAUGUUGUAAGCAUUGACGUCGGAAGUCGUGGUGGGGAAUUAGGUCGCAGUACUCCUCCACCACGAUCAGCCCAGCCAAAACCGUCUCCAGCUCCUCCUGCGCUAUCAACGGAAUGUCCUCCCAAUUCUACGACUACGCCCAUACAACCCGAUGAUGCUCUUUUGCGUCGGCUAGCUUCAUCCCAUUAUCAAUCCUACACCGCGGCCCUCACUGUAACCAUAGCUGUCGGUUGUUUUCUUUUACUUUUAAACGUGCUGAUAUUCGCGGGAAUCUAUCACCAGCGAGGCUCCCGGCCUCGGCGUUGCAAAGAUGAUCUUGCCGAGGCCGGGAGCUCUUCAUCUUCAGACAAUUACGAUGGCAAAUUAGAUUACGAGGUGAGAGCAUUUGACGGAAAAGGUUUCGGGUUCGAGUGUAAAUCUGCACACGUGCCGCGCAGUUCGGGUUCCAAGUUCGAUUUGCGGACGUUAUCGGAUUGUGGAGAGCCCACUUUUGGCGAGUACAGUUGUUACGAUGAGAAACAUCGAGCAGCGCGCAGUUCGUUACCGGAUGUAAGUGUCGGAAGCGCGAUAGAGGCGGGUAGUGUUGUUUGUAUCGAUACUCAAAAACCAGAUAUACAAAGAGUUGAUGGCCGUAAUUCAGAUGCUAUUGGUAGAACUAGUACUUUUGAACCACGCGUUGUAGAUAGUUCUACUCAAGUCAAAUUUGGGCCGAUAACGGAUUCGUCGGAUGUGACAUCAGAUACGAAUGGUGAUUCUGAAUCUAUUGCUGCAGGCGGCUCUGGUAUUUUAAGAGUGCCGCCAGCAGCUACAACACCUGCACCUCCGGGAAUUAUGAAAAAGCGAGUGCAAAUACAAGAAAUAUCUGUAUGAGAUUUACAGAUAUUAGACACUGCGGAAGUUGUAGUGAAUACACGGACAAAGUUGUGAUUUUCAAAUUUAUUGCCAUGUAAAUAAAU